This is a messenger RNA of Pollicipes pollicipes, 684 nucleotides long. RefSeq names its product dehydrogenase/reductase SDR family member 11-like. The transcript has 4 exons. The record is from RefSeq and is a predicted model, not a curated record. Bases 1 to 684 code for a protein of 227 amino acids. Lineage: Eukaryota; Metazoa; Arthropoda; Thecostraca; Pollicipedomorpha; Pollicipedidae.
AUGCAGCAGGCACCGCAGCCCCAGCUGGACGGCCUGGAUAACUUGGCGGACGCUCAAGACCGAUGGACGGGUCAUGUCACGCUGGUAACCGGUGCCAGCUCCGGUAUCGGUGCUGCCAUCUGUCGGGAGCUGGUGAAGCAGGGCAUGACGGUGGUCGGUUGCGCCAGAAACGACGAACGGAUCAAGGAGAUGGCCGCCGAGCUGCAGGGCUGCGCCGGCUCCUUGACGGCCAUGCGCUGCGAUCUCAGCCAGCUGGACCAGGUCGACGCUAUGUUCCGCACCAUCGAGCAACAGUUCGGCGGCGAGGAUGUCUUGAUCAACAAUGCCGACCUCAACUUCGGCCGCUGGCUGCUGGAUGGUUCGGCAGAGAAAUGGCGCGCCAUGCUGGACGUCAACGUGCUGGCGCUCGCGCACUGCGCUCAGCUGGCCGUCAACAACAUGGCCGCCUGCGAAGUUAGCGAGGCCCAGGUGAUCAACAUCUGCAGCCGCGCCGGACACUGCGUGGACGACUGGCCCGAUCUCCACUUCUGCACGGCGACCAAGUACGCCGUGACUGCGCUGACGGAGAGCCUGCGCCAGGAGGUGGCUGCUAAGAAGAUGCGGAUCAGGGUCGCGCAAAUCUCGCCCGGCCUUGUGAACACGGACAUUGCCAACCGCAUGUUAGCCGACAAGCAAGAGGCCUGA